Messenger RNA from Corythoichthys intestinalis (scribbled pipefish), 12559 nucleotides. It is a transcript of the gene thada, whose product is annotated as THADA armadillo repeat containing. The record is from RefSeq and is a predicted model, not a curated record. Gene Ontology annotation, cellular component: cytosol. Lineage: Eukaryota; Metazoa; Chordata; Actinopteri; Syngnathiformes; Syngnathidae. The coding region runs from base 132 to 5897 and encodes 1921 amino acids. The transcript is spliced from 38 exons. Gene Ontology annotation, biological process: tRNA methylation.
CGUUAUCGGAAGUUUGCAUGGUGUUUCGGAAGCUAGUGCCACAUGCGCGACUCGGGUGAACGCUAGAUACCUUUACACACUGUGCACGGGGUUGACACGAAUGAUGCUGAGUUAAAUACGACUGUGGCAUCAUGGUAAAGAAGAAGACCCCUAAAGUUGAAGCUUUGGUUUUGGAGGAAGAAAAACUGAACGAGCUGUUAGCGUCUCUCUCUGUGGACGGAGGGCACGAUGGCGUUGGGCAGGUCGCCAAGACUUUGCAUACUUGUUUGGAGCUCAAUGAUCCAGUGCAGCAGAUCCAGCUGGUCAAAAAGGCCGGUUCGCUGCUGGAGAAGCUUGGUGAAGCGCCAACAGAUGGAGAAAUUUUAGGAUGUUGUCUACAGACAUUGUCCUUGGGUUACACUUUUCUACAGGCCAAGAACCCAUUGCGACGUGCCAUAUCCAGUGCCCUGAGUUCAGUACCACCCUGGCUUCAGGAACGAGCCAUGGCUUCUCUCUCCAUGUGCCUGUCAGACUGUUUGUCAGAUUCGAAUCCUGACCAUUAUCCACAUGUUAUUAACACAAUUGCUGGCUGUUUGGAUGGCUUCCCUCUAGGGGAGAGAUGCAUCAAUAACCUCCUUCUAGAAGUUUUGGCGUUUCUUCUCAAUGGAUUACAUGAAUAUGUUCAUCAAAACAGUGUUGUAGCAGGCAGCCACAUUGCUCAAGCCCAAUUGAUGCAUUCCUGCCUUGCUGCAGUGAAAACAUCAAUCCAAGUCAUCCAGAAAUGCCAAGGUUCUAUUAUUUCGACCUUGACGAGCCACCAGACGCUAAAGGACACACUUAGCAGCCUGCUGGAUUGCUACAUACGUAUCAUCACUGAUGAGGAGUUUUUGCAAGCAAUACAGAGUACAUCUGGCAUGGCAAUAGUCCUAUUAAUUCGAUCUGUAAUGGGGUCCGGAGAUGAAGUCGCGUCAGUGGUGUGCAGUUUGCUCCGUUGCUCGAUGAAUGGCUUGGACCUGGCACCAAUUUGGAUUAAGGAGAGGUGUGAGAAGUUGUGUAAAAGUACUCGUCCACCGGGUGUUUCGAUGUAUCUGUGUCAUGGUGCGCUGGCUAUGCUGAGUUGGAAGGGCUCUUCCACUGGCCCACACUGGGAGACACUGCUUCUGUUGGUCCCAAACAUACUGCUGGAUCUAGAUGUCAGCAUUAAAGAAUCUAGUACUGUUAUGGUAGUAGUUCGUGUCCUGAUGCUAUGGAGCAGUGCUGCCUUGGACUACCUGCAGGAAAGAAAGCAGCUCUGUACCCUCAGCCUCCAGCAGUCCCUCAGUGGAGGGUCUGAUUUACACCGACGCCUCCUGGAGCAUAUAUACUCCCACUGGGAACAUCCUCUUGAUGGAGUCCGCCACCAUACAUGCUCCCUGUUUCGCAACCUCCUCCUCCUUCAUCGAUUUACAAAUUCUACUUCUGAGGCAAAUCCAGACAGUUGUAUCAUAGAAUUGACAGAAAGAUUACUUCAGCUCGAGUGGCACAUGCGGGGAAAAUAUGGAGCUUUAGGCUGCCUGGUGGAGCUCUAUGGUGCUAAGUACCUGCUUGAAAUCCAGCCACAGCUUCCCUCAUGUCUCCUAAAUCUGAUGAGUGACCAGACAUUGGCUCCAUAUGCCAGUGACCUUCUGGAGAGACUUUUUAUCAGCCACAAGGAACAGCUUACUGCUGAUGCCUCAGCAGAAAACCUCACCACUACAGAAGCCUGGAUGGAAUGUUGGCAUCAGAUGUGGGUUACGCCCCUGCUAUUGGUGCUGUGUGGUGCAGGAGUGGAUGAGACUACUUACAUUCUGGAUUAUUUUCUGCCCAAAUUGCUGCGCUGCAGCCCAUCCAGCCUAACAUACAUGGUGCAGGCUUUACAAGACAGAUUGCCGUACUGCAAAGGUUCAACUGGCAGUAGGGGUGCACUUGGGGCCCUAAUGACGUGCUUGCGGGCAGCCAGGUCUCAAGGAGUGAUGCAGUCCCAGGCUGACGCUCUGUGGGGUGAACUGGCACCCGUCAGCCCAGUUCGGCAAGCGCUAAUACAUAAACAUGAUCAAGUGAGAAUGGAUGCUUUAGGUCUGGUGUGCGAAAGCCACCGCAGCACUGAGGUUUUGACCUCGCAAGAAAUGGACCUCCUUCACCACUUCUUACUUCCGAACCUCAACAGCCAGUCACCAAGUGUCAGGCAGCAGGCAGUCAGUCUUUUCAAGAAGGUCCUUUGCAGAGUAAAGGAUAGCACACAGCUGAUGUUAAAGAGACAGAGCCAAGUAAAGGAGCCCGAACAAAGAGCCAGAGACCAGCAUACUCUAUGUCUUUAUAAGGAAUUCCUGCACGAGUUAUCUACAAAGUUGUUUGAUGUUUUGCUUCCCGGUGCUUCUUUUUCUAAAUGCCUCAUGUCGCUUCACUUGCUUGGUCUGCUUGCUGAACUCUUCACUUUUGGCACUGAGCCUGAUGGGUUUGCCCUCGGUGAAGUUGUGACCUCUACUCAUGCUCAGAAUGUCCUUUACUGUGUAGCAAGCAACUUCCUGGAAGUCAAACUACUGGCUACAACGUUGCUACGGAAACUUCCUAUAUCAGCAGUGGGACUAGAGGAACCACAUGUGAUGCGAGGUAUACUUCAGGCUGCGCUGGAUUUAAGCACCAGUACCAAUCCCUUUGACAGUGUAACAGCUGCCCAUCUGCUCAACCUGCUGCUCGACCAGCCCAAUUUAAGCCAUGCACUACUACUCUCUGCCCAGGAGCAGAAACUUAACUUUCAGCUUCCCUCCACAUUGCCACCUGCACCUGAUGUUCAAGAGCUAAACACUUUAUCUGUGAUUCAGUUCUUGCUGUGCUGUCUACAGUUAGAGGUCUCCAAGGCAGAGCAUUGCCUCUUGCAGGCCGCUGCUUCCUAUCCGCUCUACGGCCGAGCCCACUGCAUCACUGCAGUCCUUCAGAAUCUUAACACAGAGUGUUUACGUCACACAGAGGAGUGGAGGCGACUAGUUUCAGAGCUUAUCGCCAUCUGUUACAGAUUGUCAGAUGUGGUCUCUCCUGUUGUCCAGAGCUCUUCUCCUGAGGGGCUCAUACCCAUGGAUGCGAGCACAGACACAUCAGCAGGACUACAGAGGGUCCUGCAGGAGAUUCAGCCAAGGGACACCAAUGAUUUCUUCACCAGUGCCAGAGAGCUGGAUGCACAUGAUGAAGAGGAUCAGGAAGAAACUCAGAAAAAAACCAAAGUAUCACUAGCCACCGGUGGUGAGGGCUACAGGGUGACAGCCCAGAUGGUGCUGGUGUGUUGCUGGCGGAGCAUGAAGGAAGUAGCCAUGCUGCUGGGGCAGCUGUGUCAGAGCCUGCCACUGCACUACAGCAGUGACGGCGCGCACACACAUCCUGGGCUCAUAACAGAGGCACAGGUGACUUGUAUUGGCUUGUAUUUCCGUCAGCAGCUCCUGCAAUCCCGUCAUCGUGGUGCCUUUGAACUGGCUUAUGUGGGCUUUGUUCGCCUCACUGACAUGCUAUGCAGGAGCGGCAGUAAAGUCCUACAACAGCUUCCUGCUUGCUGGCUUUCCGAAGUUUUGGAAGAGGUCAAAGCAAGUGACCCAUCAUCUAAACUGUGUGCCACAAGACGCAGCGCUGGAAUACCCUUCUAUAUACAGGCUCUUCUCUCAUCUGAGCCAAAAUCUUCAAGUUGUAGUCUGUUGAAAAUGACCAUGAGAGAGCUGAUUACCCUUGCCAUGCCUACUCCUGACAGAAAUACAGAUGGUUCCACUGUUCCCCAGGUACAUGCGCUGAACAUCUUGAGAGCUCUUUACAGGGACACUCGUCUGGGAGAAAACAUCAUUUGUUUUGUGUCGGAUGGAAUGCAGGCUGCUGUACUUGGCUUCACCUCUCCUGUCUGGGCAGUAAGGAAUUCCUCAACUCUUCUCUUCAGCACACUGAUUACAAGAAUCUUUGGAGUGAAGAAAGGGAGGGAUGAACAUUCGAAAAAAAACAGAAUGACUGGUCGUGAAUUUUUCACUCGUUUCCCAGCUCUGUAUCCAUUUCUUUUAAACCAACUCAAGGAGGCAGCUGUCUCAGUGGAAAGUGACAGUGGUCAAGUGAAGCUUCAUCCCAGCCUCUUCUUGCUGCUGCUGGUUCUCAGCCGACUCUACCCAUCUCCAAUGGAUGGCUCCCCUUCACCUCUGGGACUUGCGCCAUUCAUGCCGUUUAUCAUCAGAUGUGGCCGUUCAGCAGAGUAUCGGACCAGAGAGAUGGCAGCACAAGCCUUAGUUCCUUUUGUACUCGUCACCCGUGUUCCAUCAACUGUACACUCUUUGCUUCAAGCACUUCCGCAGGACCCAGGACCCCAAAUCCAACACAAUUACAUUCAUGGGACCCUACUACAGGUGCUGUUUCUGCUUCAGUCUUACCAGAGCGAGUCUAACAGACCCCUGCCAGCAGGAAAUGGAAUCGCCGAAGCUGUCCUUCAGCGCAUGUGGCUCGCCUCUCGACAAAAUGGCUGUGUGGUCACCAGAGGAGCUUUUCUGGAUGUUUUGGUCUGUCUAUGUGGGCCAAAGAUUAGUCUUCUGUGUGAUUCGGAGGUCGGCAAACUCCGUCAAGAGACGUUGUCCAUUCUGUUGACCUCAACUUUAGUCAACAACAACGGCCCCACAGCCAACCUGGAACCUGGCAACAUUCAGUACAUGCUCAGCUUGACCCGGGUAGCAAUCAGUGCCAGUGUGGAGAUUCCUGAGCUGUGGGGAAGGCAACACCUCACAACUCAGCUCCUGGAGUGUCUGUUCAAUUGCCCACAAUAUGAGGUGAGAGAGCUGGUUCUGGAGAGGGUCCUGAUGAGACUGAAAGAGGCGAAAGAUCAGAAGAAAACACCAGCGUGGCUAAAUGAGACCAUUCUAUCGAACCUGACAAGCCUAGCUCUUCAUGAGAGACACACCCAGUGUCUGGCCAAGGUGCUCCAAGUAUUGAGCGUGUUGAGCUGUGAUCUCCACUGGAUGAAUGGUGUGCAGCAUUUGUCUCAGGAAAGUUUUCUACUGUACCUGCUUGCUCUGGCUCAGAGAUCUGCUCUCAGUGUGGAGCUGUAUUGUGCUGCCAUGACAUUGCUAUCCCAACUGGUAACCCAGGUUGUGAACUCUGAUUCAAAGGGUGCAAGUAUAACAGCUUGCUUACCUCAGUGGAGUGCAUUAGUGUGCUCAUCCUGCAGUGAGGAACAGCCUGUCGAUGUAAAGCUGGCUGUUGCCAAGGUGUUGGUCAAUGCAACAAGCACACUAUUGACUGAGCUACAACUUGGUCUGGUCAGCACAUUGUCUCUGUGGAGGAGUCUGUUUUUGCUGUUGCAGGAUGAAGACCAGGAAGUUCGCAGUUGUGCUUCGGACUUCAUUGCUAAUGUACCAACUCAUCUGAUUAGUGCAGAUGUGGCAGGUGUGACAGUGUGUCCUCCUGUAGCCCUGGAUGUCGGUGUGAGGCUCUUGUGUCACCUUUUCGAACGGUGGAAGCAGGUACCAGCGGGUGUUAUUGCCGUGACAGAGUGGCUGCUGGGAGAUGAAGAAGGGAUUGAGGAAACAGGCGCAGAUGAUGCAUCCAUUCUGGAUGAAGAGGACGCAUUGUUUGAAAAAAGCGACCUUAACCUGUGGGCUGAGCCAGUCCAGUGGGUGAAGAUGCUUCACAGACACCUCAUUUCUCUUAUUAUUAUCUACAAACAGACCAAAGAAUUAGAAUGUAUUGAAAUGGAGCAAGCUCGCCAAAUCAAUAGAAUGGCUUCUCAUGCCCGAGCCAAACUGUUGAGAUCCAAACAAGCCUUGGACACCCUUCCAGUUCUACCCCAAUUCUCUUGCCCGACGGCGUAUGCCCGACUAGUACUGCAGGAGCAGAGGGCCACGUUGGCUCUGGAUGUGCUGGACAAUAUGAGAGGAGCACUUGAGUAAAACUGGAACGUUGGAAAAAGACUAUGAGACAAAUUUUCUUGAGUGAUCAUGAAUGUUACGCCUCAAGCAGGGAUUUUAUAUAAUCAGAAUUUUACUCUCUGCUAAUUUAAUUUUGGAUUUUUACCAUUGUCUUUGAUGUUUUAGAUUGAACAUUCUGAGAAAUUGAUUUUGUGUUUAAUGUUGUCAAUAGUUUCGGAGAAACCACAGCUGGAUAAUGUGGCAGAAAACUGUGUUAAGACUGAUAUUGAUUUUAUUUUGUACAUUUGUUUGUUUUUUAUUAUGCUUUUUAACUCAUUGACCGCCAUUGACAAAAAUAGACGCUCAAUCUUCUGUUGUUACAAUACUAAAAAUGUUUUAAACCCGAUAUUGAUACGAAAAUAAAAUGCUCGAUACCUGAUAUAAUUUUCAGUACUACAGGAAUAAAAAAACAACAACUACGCACCAAAUUUGAACUGAGUUUUACUCCGUUGGUGGUCAUUAUUUUUGUAAACAACAUAAAAAAAGUUCCUCAAAUUGCUGUAAAAUUAACAAGAAGUAACGUGAAAAUGCUCUAAAAUCGACUGAAAGUCAAUUUAGAAAACUAAAAAUGAUCCAAAAUGUACAUGAAGUGACCUGUAAGCAAGAAGGAAAUGACCCAAAAUCAACUCAUUGCCUGCCAAUCCAAUUCAUUUAAAUCGGAAGGUCAUUUCCCCUCACCAGUCAAAUUGAAUGGGACGUCUAACACCACAAAUGGAAACCAAUGAGUUAACAAGGAAAACACAAAUAUAUCCUACGUCACUAUUAUGAGUAGUACAACAUCAAAUUUACCCCAUGACAACAGAUUUCUGGUGACCUGUGCUAGUGCAAAAAAAAUAAGAAAUUGAAUAUUGAUACUUCAAAUAUAUCCAAAAUGAUGAGAAGAGCAUGAGGAAGAGAACCUGAUUGGAUGUCUAACACGGUCAAUGGCAGCCAGUGAGAUCAGGUGCUGUCCAAAAAUUUGAAUACCAGGAAAAAUCAUUUUGUUUCCUCAAAAUAUAACGUUGGUAAAAUAUCUUUCAUUACCAGGCAAAAUAAUUUUGUUUCCUCAAAAUAUAAUAUAGGUAAAAUACAUCUAGAACAUUUUUCAUGAAAACUGCAGUCUCUUUAAGAAUUAAAAUCACUGCAAAGCAGCAUAUCUUUAAGGCAUCAGUCUUGUCAUACAUCUUACAUAGUUGAAGUAUCUUUGAGUCAAAGUAUUUGAUAUAAAGGGAAUAAAAGAAGUUAAAGUCUUUCACUUCCUUGGUUUCUUUUUUACCGGAGCGACGUUGUAGCCCACUUUCACCCCUGAUUGGACGUCUAACACCAUAAAUGGAAACCAAUGAGUUAACAAGGAAAAUGCGAAAAUAUGCUCCAUCACUAACAUGACUAGUACAAAAUCAAAUUUACCCCAUGGCAACAGAUGGAUUCUGGUGACUUGUGCUAGUGCAAAAAAACAAAAAAAAUCAAGUAUUUAUUAGGGCUUAACAAUAUUGGAAAAAACUAACAUUGCGACUCAUUGGGGGUUUGCGAUGUAUUGCAUAUAAUACGAUAUAAUAUAUAUACGAUAUAACAGCAUAACCUGCAUGUACACUUUUUGCUGGGGACGGGACAUUAAUAAGACCAAACAGAUUGGGUGAACGGGGGUCGAAGCUACGUUUCUCACGAAUAUGAACCUAAUUAAUUGAUAGGCUAACUGAUCAUUGCAAAAUAAAUCUUCUCAGUGCUUCUCAAUUAUUUUCUGUUACGCCCCUCAUAGGAAGACACUAUUCGCUCAUGCGCUGGUCCUCAUGGGAAAUGCAGUCUUCAACUACUGCUUUUGUCCACCAGCGUCACAAAAAUUGACCAAAACUGAAAAGUUACCAAGUGUUACUUUAAGAUCACAUAAACAAAAUGAAAAUUGGGUUGAAGGGGGUAUACCUCGGUUCACUACAUUUCUCAUCGUUUAAUUAACGUUACCAGCAGAAAACACAUACAAAAGUGGAGGACACUGCUCUCUAAGCAGCUUCCUACUCGAGUUUUACAAGUUAGCAAAUCUAAUCUUAUGCAAACUCUGAUGCAGGUUGUAGCAAAAUUUCAAUAGCAAAAUUAGUGGUGUGUUCCCCACCACCAUCAGAUUGACGUCUUUUUACAUUACUUACAGUGGCUGCUGCUGGCUGGAAAAAAAACCUUCUAAUAUCCCUCCUCUUUGAAGGGGGUGGAGGAGGAGGCAUGUUGGCGACAUGUUGUAUUUUCGUCGGGUCUGCACGUGUGUGUGUGUGUGUGGGGGGAGGUUUAAGCCAUCAGCCAAUCAAACGUGAUUUUGAGGGGGAAAAAUGGACUAGCACAUUGAGCAAGUGAAAAAAGGGUAAAUAUAUUUAAGUCUGAACAUAAUGAAAAUAAUUUUCUUAAUAAUGGUAGGGUCAAUUGUAUUCUUACAACAUAUGGGAAGGCAACCUAAAUUACCUAUAUAACUGAACGUAUUAUAAAAUGCAAAUAAGGUUGCUUAAAAGUUGAUGGGGACAAUUUGAGCAUCCCGAAAAGUUGGUAGUGUUAUGUCCCUACCGUCCCUAUUAAGGGUGUAACGGUAACUGUAUUUGUAUUGAACCGUUUCGGUACGUUGUGCUCGGUUCGGAACGGAGGCGUACCGAACCACUUUCUGACGUAAUGUAACCCUUUUCGAGGCUGUGAGUCGAUCGGGUUACAGUUUCUUUGUGUAGAUUAUAUUUGCUCUGUCUUCUCUACUAUAACGAGGACCAACACGGUAGGACAGUAUAACCCAGAAACGUCAACGGUGUGACAACGUGGCUGCCGUAAGAACGCAGUGAAACGCGGGCGUUAAAGUCAAUCAGCCAAUGCACACCAGUAGCAGUGCGGCCGCGUGUUAGACGCGUCCCAGAAGCGGCUCGUUUAUUUGACGCAAGACGCGACCCUUCUGCGUCAAUACUACUACCGGUAGCUAGGAUCGGGCAGACCAGAAGUCACUCGUGUAAAAACACGGUGGAUCCAGUCGAUUUUCAAACUAAUAUGCAAUCGUAACCCACUUUUUGAGUCCAUCAGAUCUCUUGAGUGGUAGAUCGGGGCACAGUUAACUUGUCUUUGUUGAUUCACUGCUGUCUUCCCUGCUAUAAUAAUGACCAACACGGCCCCGUGUUCAAUACAAAACCCUCCUACCACAACAAAACAAGUAGGAACUAAUAUUCACAUAGGAACUAAAGUUAUACAACAUAAAAUAUACAAUAUAAAUGAAUACUACAUCACAUUUGUAAAGUAUAAACACAUAAUAAAAUAAAUAAUAGCCCAUUUAAAUAAAAUGAAAUUAGCUAAAACACCUGUAAUUAAAUGAUAAGAAUAAUACACAGAUCCUGCUUACACAAUUAAAUUUAUUAAUUUCUGUGUGCCACUUUAACUUGAAAAAAUCCACCAAUAAAGCUUUUGAAAACAGUUCAUAAGAAAUAAAAAUGAUUCAUUGAGGCAUUUCAUUUGUAAAAUACUUGUUAAAAUCUUUGUCAUUGGGAUUGCUUUUCUCUUUAGCACAGGACUUUUUUCUUCUUUCUUUCAGAAAGAAAGCUGACCAAUACGCGGGGUCUGAAAUGCAAAUUGUUGUUGGAUUAUCUUUAAAUACCCGCUACUUUUUGAGCAGAAUUCUAGCUUUGUAUAGGCUAAUGUUCCUAUUGUUGAAAGCACAAAGGUGUGUAAUAAACAACUAGCACAUUUAUAUUUUGCAUGUUGUUUUCUUAAUGUACCGAAAAUGAACCGAACCAUGACCUCAAAACCGAGGUACGUACCGAACUGAGAUUUUUGUGUACCGUUACACCCUUAGUCCCGAUGCAAACCUACAGUGCUGCUCGAAAGUUUGUGAACCCCACAGCGAUGGUCAGAUUUUUUGUAAAAAAAACUAAAAUAACCUUAUUAAAUGUUAAGUUAUACCCAAAUCCACAAUACUGACAUUCCAAAUAAUGGACUGAAACAAAAGAAAUAGUUAUAUUGUCAUUCUUUAUUUAACAAAAGUGGUUGAUUUAAGAAAAACUCAGAUAUCAUGUGUGCAAAAGUAUGUGAACCCCUUCAGUUAAUAGGAUAUUGCGCCUCCUUUUGCAGAGAUUACCUCAACCAAACGGUUUCUGUAGUGACUAAUCAGCCUCUCACAUCUACUUUGGGGGAUUUUUGCCCAUUCUUCCUUGCAGAACGCAGUCAGUUGAGAGAGGUUUGAUGGGCGUCUGGCAUGAACUGCUCGCUUCAGGUCCCGCCACAGCAUUUCAAUGGGAUUUAGGUCAGGACUUUGACUGGGCCAGUCCAGAACACGAAUCUUCUUCUUUUUCAGCCAUUCCUUGGUUGUAUUGCUGGAAUGCUUUGGAUCAUUAUCAUGUUGCAUGAUCCACCUUCUGCCAAGCUUUAACUUCAAAACAGAUGGCGUCAGGUUAUGUUCUAGGAUUUGACAAUAUUCCUCAGAAUUCAUGAUUCCCUGGACUAUGUGGAGUUGUCCAGGUCCUGAGGAUGAAAAGCAAGCCCAGAUCUUGACAUUCCCACCUCCAUGCUUCACUGUUGGGAGAAGGUUCUUUUGGUGGUAUGCAGUGUUGACUUUUCGCCAGACAUGGCGGUUUUGGUUGUGACCAAACAGUUCGAUUUUGCACCUACAUCAGUUGAUGAAAACUCUUUUUAAUUUAGUCUCGACAACACAACUGUUAAAAAAACAAAAAAAAAACUACAGAAUUGAUUGAUUAGGAAAUCAGGUUGAAAUAAUAGAAAAUUCCAAAAUGUUGAGGGGGUUCACAAACUUUUGAGCAGCACUGUAUGCCCUUGUCCAAAAGGAUGAGAAGAGCGUGAGCAAGAGAACAUGAUUGGACGUCUAACACGGUCAAUGGCAGCCAAUGAGAUAAGGUGCAAUAUCAGGCAAAAUAUUUUUGUUUCCUCAAAAUAUUGUCCAGGAAAAAUAUGGAAUAUUUUUCAUGAAAACUGCAGUCUCUUUAAGAAUUAAGGUCACUUCAAAGCAAUAUAUCUUUAAGGCAGGGGUGUCCAAACUUUUUGCAAAGGGGGCCAGAUAUGGUGUGGUAAAAAUCUGGGGGGCCGACCUUGGCUGACGUCCUUUACGUAGAACAAUAUAUUUAAGCAAAAUUUAGCAAGCCACUCAGUGUGUCACAUUUGCUUUAUUAUUUUUUUAAUAAAUAAUUUCAACAAUCUCACAACUAGCCUUUGCGGCGUUCUCUUUCGACUCUCGGGCUCUUGCGAAAUACUACUGCUGUGAAAUUAAACUAGCUUUAAGUUGCUUCAAUUACUCGCUGCGUAUCUUCCCUGUAAUCUUGUCGUACAUGUCAGCGUGUCUUAUUUGGUAAUAUCGCCUCACAUUGAAAUCUUUAAAAACAGCGACUGUCUCUCUGUAAAUGAGGCAAGACACAGUUGUUGCGUAUUUUAGUGAAGAAAUAGUCCCAAUUUUCACCUAUCCUUGAAGCGUCGGCCGUCACAGUCAACUUUUUUUUGUUGAUUGUCGCCAUUGUAGAAAAUUGGAAGUAGAGGGUCACACGGAGUAAUGUUGCUUAGCCCUUAAAUAGCUGCAACAUGAAGCAUUUAUCAGACAAUCCCAAAAUUUUGAAUAAUAAGGUCCUAUUGAAACCUUUUUUGCAAAUUUGUGAAAAGUCAAAAUGAAUAUGUGUAAUAAGUAGUGUCGCACCGAUACCAUUUUUUGGGCCCGAUACCGAUACCUGGCUGUGCAGUAUCGGCCGAUAUCAAUACCAUUCCGAUGCCACUCGGUUUGCAAAAAAAAAAAAAAACAUAUUAUAGAUUUAUAUAUGUACAUAUAACGGAUGCAACGAUACAGUUAAGUCACGGUUCAGUACGAUUUUCGAUACAAUUCAAUACAUUUAAUGUUUUGAAACAGAAAAUACAGCUGUUUUUAUUUUAAUUUUUUUAUGUUUUUUUUUUAUUUGCUAACAAGCAAAAAUAACAGUGCCAUCAUAAACAAGCAUUUUAGUGCAUAAUAUUUAUGUGCUUACUUCUUACUGAUUUGAAGAAAUUUUGUAUAAAAGUGCUGAGAACAAUAUGUAGUUUGUAAAGUGGGGCACACUGUUGAUUGCUGCAGCUCUCAUAGCAGCUAUAUUUACCAUAUGAGCAAAACAUACUAUUUGGGGUCCGAGUACAUCUGUGUCACGUACUGAAUUAACAAUAUUUGCAGCAUUAUCUAUAGUCACUGGUAUGGAUUGAUUUGGGUUGCUUAGCUUCCAUUCAGUCAUGGCGGUUUCUAAUUCAUCAAUGUAGUAUAUGGACUACGCGUCGCUUUGGGCUUACGCAGCUAAUGGCAUGGGAUCUAAUGUAGCACAUCUAGGUUGCUAUUUGAUGAUAUCUAGUGUGUGCGCGCGAGAGUUGGCAUGGGAUCUAACAUUGGACAUCUAGGUUGCUAUUUGAUGAUAUCUAGUGUGCGCGCUUGAGUGUUUUCUGGCCACAGAAGUCACUUUUACUCAUUACUACUGCACAACACCAGCAUAUGACAAUCGACUUUCAUAAACAGGACGAGUUUGAAGUACGGCGCUCUUAAUUUGCCACUCAUUGUUCAUCAUGAAACCAUGAGUUUGCUUAGUCUCCCACGGUCUUAACCUUUCUGAUCCCAUCGUCGCUACAACAGCAGGCGCUAGCUCACGCAUGCUAAUCGUUUGUACAGUUGUGGUCAAAAGUUUACAUACACUUGUGAAAACAUAAUG